AUUUAAAGUGAUGCAUUGUUGGAUCGUUGUUCUUGUGUUUUGGCAAGUUUUUAUUAGGAUUAUUGAUCUAUAAACAUUUUAUCAACAUUUAAUAGGGAACUUAUUUUGAUUUAGUGUAUAAAACUAAUAUUAUUACUAGGCUCUACUAUAUUUUCAACUUUCAAAUUUGAAGAUAAAGUAUAAUUUUUCUUACAAACAUAGUUAUAUUUAAGAAAUAUAUCAUAAUAAUUGGCUUUAAACUAUUACUAUGUCAUAUGAAAUGUAAUGACUUUAAGAAAUUCAUGUGAUUGAUAGGAAAUUGCAAGGGAAUAAAGUAUAACGUACCAGUACCAUAUUCCUUCAUUAUGCCCUGUGAAAUAGUUGGACUGUUAUGUUUGAUUUUUUCUGCAUUUUAAAAGUAUAUUUUACAUUUGUUUUUAGUUUGGAACUAACAAUGAUAAAUCACACCAGUGUUUUGUGGGGUUACAGGCAGUUAUGAUCUCAUCUUACUAUUAAAACAUAUAAUAUUUGUUAACAAAGAUUCUUCCGAUUGAUACAUCUACAAACUAAUGCAUCACUACUAAAUCUCCUAUUUUGAAUAUCAAGUUUUGCAUAAAAAGAAUUUAAGUCCAUAUAUGAAGAGGAUAAGUGAAGUAAAACUGUUUAAUGGUUGUGUAAUAUUUAUAACAUUUGUUUCAGGGCCAGCAGUGGAGUAGCCAACUUCAGCAGGAAUGAUAGACAGAGUUCUAUUAACAAGAAACGGACAGUGCGGUACCAGGAGUACACGCCUCUGGGAAGGUCGAUAAUGCAGGGAACUGUGAAUCUUCCACCCUAUUUUUCGUUUCGGGUGAUGUCCUACAACAUCCUAGCGGACACACAUAUGGCCACAUACAUGGACAACUACAAAAAAUGUCCUCCUGUGUGUCUCAGUUGGGAGAACAGAAAGAAAACACUCUUCCAUGAGAUUUUGGCUGAGACACCAGACAUCUCCUGCUUGCAGGAAGUAGAAGAUGCUCAAAAGGAGGACCUAUUUGAACCCUUUAGGACAAAGGGUUACGAUGUCCUGUAUGUUGGCCGUGGCGGGGAUAGGCCAGAUGGCUGUGCGGUGAUGUAUAGGACAAGUGAAUUCCGGGUUGUAGAUUUUACCCCUAUUCACUACCAGCGUCCAGAGGUAGGUCUCUUGGACCGCCCAAACGUGGGCAUGGUAGUGAAAUUUGAGGUGAGACGGCACCCGGGUCACUUUGUGGUGGUGGCUAACACCCACCUCCUAUACAAUCCACGCCGCAUGGACAUCAAGCUCUGUCAGCUAACCAUCCUGCUGGCAGAGACAGAGCGGAUGGCCUCCUGUGGUCCUAACAAAUAUCACCCCGUGAUUCUUGCUGGAGACCUGAACGCUCGGGCGGACUCGGGCCUGAUUUCUCUGCUGAGGAACGGGUCUGUGGACUGCCGUGACGUAGUUCCGGGUCACUGGCGCAAUGUUAGGAUUACAGACAGAGAGACACUGUCAGUGCCCAUCGGUCUGCUCGGCAAGUAUCUGAAUAUUUCGGAUACAUGCCAGUAUACUGAUGUGGUUGCUGCCAGGGCACAAGGGUUGGAGGAUCCCAGGAAAACUCAGGGUCUCGAGGAACUCCUCGAGAAGCUUCGGGUUUGCUCUGACAUCAGCCUGGGGUCUGCCUGCAAUGCCAGUCUCUCUCAAGUCGUAACAUCCCCGCCAAAGAAUGAAAACGAAUAUAGGGUGGUAAGAAAUUACAUCGCCCCUCACCUUAGGAGCUCUUCGUGGUGCUUGAGGCAUCCCUUCCACUUCAUGGAUGUCUACCAGAAUCCUAUCACUGGUAGACAUGGGAGCCUCAGACAGGGCAAUCAGAAGCAGCUAUUUGUCAAAGAUUACAUAUUUUACAGUAUGAACUCCAGCCCUAAUCAGCUGAUGUUGGUGUCUCGGCUGAGGCUACCAACAUUCACUGAGUAUAAAUCCUCUUUCCCUUACCUACCCAACCAUGCCUGUGGGUCAGACCACCUCCCACUUACCUCAACCUUUAUCCUUCCUAUCCGAUAGUUUCCCUCACCUUCCUCCAACCUUGGUAUCCCCUCACUGUAGCAUUAUGUAGUCUUCAACAUCUGCUCCUGCAUGUCCAGAGUACCGAAGAGCUUCUUUAAACGUGGAGUUUACCCGAACUAAAAUCCUGGUGCCAACUGUAAGCCAAUUCUCUCCCUGAUCUGCGACAAUCCUGCUGAAGUUAAUGAAGGAUCCAGUCCACGUCAUCAGUUGUUUUGGCUGAGACAUAACACCUUGUAGCCUAAGUUGACAGUUUUAUAUACCUAUAGUUGUAAUCUUGUUUCUUACUGUUAUGCUAUUUAAUUUUCAUUACCUCUAUGACAACUCCAGUAUCUAGUAUAAGUAAAUUAAUAAUAGACUGUAUAUAUGUUUACUGUUAAGUUUAUUGUUUUAUCUAGAUAGUAAGUAGUAAGUUAUAUGUUAUCUAUAAGUAAUAAUGUAUUUUUAAACAGUCUUUAAAAGAGAAACUUAAAUAGUAGAUAUAUUUAUGUAAUUAUUUUUAUAUGUAAGUUGAAAAAUUAAGUAACUAAUAAAUAACAUAGUAUAGUUAUCAUA
This is a messenger RNA of Homalodisca vitripennis (glassy-winged sharpshooter), 2587 nucleotides long. RefSeq names its product protein angel homolog 1-like. The record is from RefSeq and is a predicted model, not a curated record. Lineage: Eukaryota; Metazoa; Arthropoda; Insecta; Hemiptera; Cicadellidae. The coding region runs from base 785 to 2032 and encodes 415 amino acids. Gene Ontology annotation, molecular function: 3'-5'-RNA exonuclease activity. The transcript is spliced from 12 exons.